Vitis vinifera (wine grape) is the source of this 1495-nucleotide messenger RNA. RefSeq lists its product as uncharacterized. The transcript has 7 exons. Lineage: Eukaryota; Viridiplantae; Streptophyta; Magnoliopsida; Vitales; Vitaceae. Bases 206 to 1174 code for a protein of 322 amino acids. The record is from RefSeq and is a predicted model, not a curated record.
AUUUGAUUUAAUAAAAAAAAUCAUACAUAAUUAAUUAAUCGCAUGAAUUCUUCUUCACUGAGAAAGAAUCCCCUUUGUUUCUCUUUGUUUUUUUUUUGUUUUUUUUAUUUUUGGUGAGAAAUUCUGUCUGUUUUGUUCUCUCGAUCCAUCAUAUUUUUCCCCGAAUCUGUAGAAACGAUUUUCGAGGCGGUUAAUCUUCUCCACGAUGUGGGCCGAGCUUUUAUGCGGUCUGGUGAUCUACCGAGUGCUCCGGUACUUCUUCUCCGACGACGACGUUUUGGAGGUCGAAAACACCGACUCCGGCGCCCUUUUCUCCGUGGCAAACAAAAUUGAAAAGCUUUAUGAUGGAAAGGUCUAUGCUGGGCUUCGAAUUCCAGAUGCCGAUACUGGUUCACGAGAGAAUAUUGAUAUGGUACUUGUCACAAAAGGGGGGGCAGUGGUGAUUUCUGUCAAGAAUUUCUCAGGGAUUAUAUCAAUAGAUGCAGACGGAAGCUGGGUUUGCAAUGCUGGGGACAGACACAAGGCAGAGCGUCAUCCGGACCCUGUAGCUGAAGCUAAAAAACGAGUCUCGAUUCUUGAGUCAUAUCUUGAACAGAGGGGAGUAGCCCUGCCAGAAGGAUAUGUGUCUUGCCAAGUCAUUCUUGCUAACCCAAAGUACUGCUCCAUUCACUCAAACCAUAUUCCAUCUGAGGUCAUUACCUAUGACCAGUGGACCCAACUGAAACCAGAAGCAAAGAGUUUGUUUUCUGGUUGGUUUAAGGGUGGUCUAAGGGCUGGAAAGAAAGAGAUGCAGGAAUCAAUACAUCAGAGGCUUAAUUUUGUGCUCAGCACUGCUCCAAUGUGGGAUAGGCUGGAACUUAAAGGUAAUAAAUAUGUCUUAGGAGAAUUCCUCGAAUUUAAAGGAAAACAUGAUGAUACCCAAGCUUUGAGAAAUAUCAAGAGAUCGAAAGUUAGUCGUCUGAUCAUCCAGAAGUUCAGCAUGCUUGGUUUUGCCCCUUCAAAGGUCCAAUUAUUGUACUCUCCUCGUGAUUAUCGAAGUGACGGGGCUUCGGCUUCUGAGUGGAAGGAACUAACCAUUAGAUCAAGCACUGAGGUUCUAUUUCAGCCCCAGAAUUCCACAAAGGUUCGCAAAUUCAAGCUGUCUUCAAUCCUUUCUAUGUCACUAAGCGCCUGAAGAUGCUUCUUCUGGAUAUGAUAUUGGAUCACUCGCUGAUGUAAGAGGUACCAUUUAAAAAUUAUCCCUGAGCUCACUUCUUCUGUUUCUGAUACGUUAAAUCAUCCUCUUUGUCCACAUGAGUUAGUAUAUUUGAUAGAACAUCGUGUUAAAGAAAUGAAGAACAAUUAAGAACAAUGCAUGCUCUACUUAAUGCAAGAACAGAAGAAAAAAAAUUAUUGUCUGGUACUGAAGUGGUUAUAUUUUAUUUUUCGUGUUGAAGUUUUAAGAUGUAUUAGAAUUUUUAGCAAUCCAAAGAGUUAAAUAGAAACAUUCAAUUUC